This is a messenger RNA of Talaromyces proteolyticus, 321 nucleotides long. Its product is annotated as ankyrin repeat-containing domain protein. Lineage: Eukaryota; Fungi; Ascomycota; Eurotiomycetes; Eurotiales; Trichocomaceae. Bases 1 to 321 code for a protein of 106 amino acids. Gene Ontology annotation, molecular function: protein binding. The record is from RefSeq and is a predicted model, not a curated record. The transcript has a single exon.
AUGCAAGCAGCACUGUCAAAGGCAGCACGGAAUGGACAUGAGGGAGUGGUCAAGUUGCUGCUUAUCAUGGACGGUAUCGACUCCGAUUCUCAGGAUCUACGGGGACAGACGCCACUAUUGAAGGCAGCACAAAAUGGACACGAGGGAGUGGUAAAGUUACUGCUUACCACGGACGGUGUUGACCCUGAUUCCCAGGAUUUGAAUGGACGGACGCCUCUAUCAUGGGAGGCUGAACAUGGGCAUGAAACACUGUUCAAAUCGCUGCUCGCCACAGAGGUAGUCAAUCCUGGUUCAAAGGAUCCUUGGGGAAAGACGCCAUAA